UUUAUUUUAUUUCUUUCUUAUUUCUUUAUUUCGUUCAAACAAUUUAUGAAUGUAAUAUUUUGCAUGUGCCCUGUAAUUGGCUGGCAACCAGUCGAGGGUGUACCCAGUGUUUUUAAAGCAACAUCCGGGUACUUGCGGAGCACUUCCAUACGGGUAAUUGACAAGACCCGCCUCUUACGGAAGUUGCCGUGACAACAUUAAAACGAUCCCAGCUCAUUCCCAGUCGUUUGGCUUGUGGUUUCCAGGCAACCGAGACACAAGUCCGAGAAAAAAAGACAUCCGGAACAAUCCGAAUAGACUUGUUUCCAUAUAGGACUCGAGGUGGAUAAACUAUCUCGACAUGAUGACCUCCUCGCUGCCUUUCUUGGUCGACCAUGAACGUCUGAAGCUAAAAGUGGAGAGAAAGAUUCGAAAUAUUUUUAUAACGCAGCCUGAUGACUCCAGGUCGAGAGAGGAGAAUGUUAAUUACAUGCCAAUUGUAACGGAGGAUCCUAGCAGAAUCCUUAACGCUGGAGUGAACACGUUACAAAAGACUCUGGUUCUGAAGAAACAAACCGAACUGGAAGAAGUGAACGACCUUCUUGCUCGCAAAAGAGAAGAAUUCAAAACAAACGUGGAGAUUCUGGCUAAGAGGAGAACUGAACUGGAACUCAAACACCAGGAGACUAAAGAAAAAGCGAUGAAAUUUGGCGAAUUUGUGAGUGAAAGUGAAGCAAAGCGAAGUCGAUCCUUGCAGGAGUACAAGGCGGUGCGGGAGCAGAAUUUGCUGAAGCAGAAGGAGAUGGAGGAGCUCGUAAAGCAGCUGCAACGACUUCAAGCUAGGAGGCGAAUCUUAAAGGAGAGGAUAACAAAAUACAAAAUCUACGAGGACUACUUGCUAAAAACAUUGGAUUAUCUCCCAAACAAUCAUCCCGAGAAGGACUCAGACUGCGCGGUCACGCCCGUCAUCCAACGCCAUGAGACCCUCUCCUUCACCCACCAUCAGCUGCUGCAGCGUCUGGGCCGCAUGGAGGAGGAAGUGGAGUGGAGCAGGCGACAACUACACGCCAUGAAGCGAGGACACAGCAUGCAGAAAUUGAAGGCCAGUAAGGAACUUUAUGAACUUCAGAGGGAGUUGGAGAACCUCAGAGAGAAGAGCAAACAGGAAGAAGACAAACUAGUGAUGGAGCAAGGACAAUCCAGAAGGAAGGCUGAAGAAGCCGGAAGCCUCAUCAUGGCCAUCAACAACCUCGCCCAGGAGUGUUAUUUACCAGCGUAUGGACCUCUGGACAACAUGAACGUAUCAACAAUGAUGGACAUGGUGAAGGACUACUUUACGGACAAGACGGACACGGAGAAGAGAGCCAGGAGACUGAUGGAGUGUGGUUCCCUAGCGACGAGUAAAAGCGCUUUGACGGACAAGAGAGUGAGGGCAUCCAUGAACAGCUUUGGUAGUAAAAACCAAAUCAAAAGUCCAAGUAAAGUCAGCGGGAGGAGCGAGGAUUCCAGUUGAAAAGCAUCCAAAGUUAGUCAUCUAAGCUAUUAGCUAUUCUAAGCUAUUAGCUAUUCUAAGCUAUUAGCUAUUCUAAGCUAUUAGCUAUUCUAAGCUAUUAACUGCUGUCAAAAUGUUUACCAUCAAUGUUGUAUUCAUAUGAAAAUAAAACUUACUGUGAACUAACUAACUCAUGUGGCCCAAAUGUGAUAGAUAGAAUAGAUAGAUAGAUAGAUAGAUAGAUAGAUAGAUAGA
This is a messenger RNA of Doryrhamphus excisus (bluestripe pipefish), 1726 nucleotides long. RefSeq names its product coiled-coil domain containing 197 (gene ccdc197). The record is from RefSeq and is a predicted model, not a curated record. Lineage: Eukaryota; Metazoa; Chordata; Actinopteri; Syngnathiformes; Syngnathidae.